Molecule: messenger RNA, 2475 nt
Organism: Ziziphus jujuba (common jujube)
Lineage: Eukaryota; Viridiplantae; Streptophyta; Magnoliopsida; Rosales; Rhamnaceae
Product: ferric reduction oxidase 2
Exons: 8
Coding region: 66-2210 (714 amino acids)
Cellular component (GO): plasma membrane
Molecular function (GO): oxidoreductase activity
Source: RefSeq, a predicted model, not a curated record
GACAGAGAGAGAGAGCGAGCGAGCGAGAGAGAGAGAGAGAGAGAGAGAGAGAGAGAGAGAGAGAGAUGAGUUCGAAGGUGAUGAAAAAAUCACCUUCUUCCCAAGAAAAUGUCCGCAGGGUAAUUAGGGCAACUAUAAAGCUUUUAGUGGUGCUGGUGUUUAUGGGAACUAUUCUCAUAUGGAUUAUGAUGCCCACUAACACUUUUAGGCAAAAAUGGCGGAUUCAAAUCAGAGCAAAGUACAAUAACUCUAAGUAUUUUGGCUCACAAGGUUCAAAUCUUCUGAUAUACACAUUCCCUAUAUUAUUCAUUGCUGUUUUGGGUUGUAUUUACCACUAUCUUGGGAAAAACUUGGAUCAUAAUAAUCUGCCAAGAAAAAGAUGGUUGGGAAAAUUGGAAAAACCUAUGCUUGUAAAAGGGCCCCUGGGAAUUGUUUCCGGGAUAGAGCUAGCUUUCUUCAUCAUGUUCAUAGCACUCUUAAUUUGGUCUUUCUCAGCUUAUCUGUACAACAGAUUUGCUCAAAUUAGCCCAAACUCAGCUGCCAAGAAUGGUGAGAAAGUAUGGGAAGCAAAAUUGGAGACAUCAGCACUAACAUUAGGGCUUGUUGGGAACAUAUGCCUAGCAUUUCUAUUCUUCCCGGUGGCACGUGGCUCGUCCGUGCUACCACUCCUUGGCCUCACGUCUGAAGCAAGCAUAAAGUUCCAUAUAUGGCUUGGACACAUCUCCAUGGUUCUCUUCACAGCUCACGGCCUUUCUUACAUCAUCUAUUGGGUUGUUACCCAUAAUAUCUCACAGAUGAUAAAAUGGGAUAAAUUUGACGUGUCAAAUUUAGCUGGAGAGAUAGCUUUGGCAUGUGGACUUGCAAUGUGGGCAACGACAAUACCUCGCAUAAGACGCAAGUUCUUUGAGCUCUUCUUUUAUACCCAUUACCUUUACAUUUUCUUCGUCAUUUUCUUCAUCUUCCAUGCUGGCGUUUCCUACUCUUGCAUUAUGCUCCCUGGUUUCUACCUCUUCUUGGUAGAUCGCUUUCUAAGAUUUUUACAAUCUCGAAGUAAUGUUCGUUUAAUUUCUGCUCGCAUUUUACCUUGUCAAGCUGUGGAGCUCAACUUCUCCAAACAUCCACGGUUGAAAUUUCAUCCAACCAGCACAAUGUUCAUAAAUGUGCCCAGUGUUUCCAAGCUUCAGUGGCAUCCUUUUACUAUUACUUCAAAUAGUAAUUUGGAACAGGAAAGGCUAAGUGUUAUGAUCAAAAGUGAAGGAAUUUGGUCUAAGAAGCUCUACCAAACGCUUUCAUCUUCUGUCACAAUUGAUCGGCUAGAGGUAGCUGUGGAAGGACCUUAUGGACCUGUCUCAACUUAUUUUUUAAGGCAUGACAUGCUUGUGAUGGUAAGCGGAGGCAGUGGCAUUACCCCAUUCAUCUCUAUAAUCCGGGAGCUAAUAUAUGCAAGCUCAAUCCAAAAAUGCAAAACCCCUAAUGUGUUAUUGGUUUGUGCAGUCAAGAACUCUAUUGACCUCACCAUGCUAGACCUUAUUCUUCCUCUUGGAGACUCAGCUAACAUGUCCAAUCUACAACUUCAAAUUGAAGCUUAUGUAACAAGAGAGGAAAAACCCGAUCCAAAAACCCCCGCUCUCAUUCGAGCCAUAUGGUUCGAGCCCUAUGUAACCGAUGCACCCAUAUCGGCCACAUUGGGUCCAAAUAGCUGGCUCUGGCUAGGUGCCAUUAUAGCGUCAUCCUUUAUAAUUUUCCUCAUCAUAAUUGGACUUGUUGGCUGCUUCUACAUUUACCCAAUUGACCAAAAUUCCAAUACCAAAUUCCCUUCCACUUUGAAAGCUCUUCUAAAUAUGCUGGUCAUUUGUUUUAGCAUAGCCUUGACAACUUCUUUGGGUGUCUUGUGGAACAAGAAACAGAAUUCCAUUGAAACCAAGCAAAUCCAAAACUUAGAUUUGUCGUCUCCAACGACAUCGAGGCAAUCACAUAUUAUCAAUGAAGAUAGAGAGUUGGAGAGUCUUCCUCAACAAUCUCUUAUCCAAGCUACCAAUAUUCAUUAUGGGAAUAGACCGAACUUAAAAAAAAUUCUUGGGGAGUGCAAAGGAUCUAGUGUUGGAGUUCUUGCUUGUGGACCAAAGAAGCUGAGGCAUGAUGUUGCAACCAUUUGUUCAUCAGGGUCUAUAGAAAAUUUGCAUUUUGAGUCCAUAAGUUUUAGUUGGUGAUGAUUAUGCAUUAUGUUUACAUGGCAAUGCAAACAAGUUUAUAGAUUAAGAAAUCUAUAAGAGAAUGCAAACCAUUCAAAAACAAAAAAUAUUAAAAAAUAAAAAUUUGUAGAGAUGGAUAAGCCAUGAUAAGCUCCUUAGGACCGAAUAGUCUUUCAUGCAAAUAAACAGUAGUAUGUGAUAAUGCAACGAAUGUAGAGUGAUUAAGAACGGUUGUAUUUCUCCUAUUUUUGGAUCAUAUCAGUGAAGAAGGGAUUUCUUGUUA